Molecule: messenger RNA, 696 nt
Organism: Paramecium tetraurelia
Lineage: Eukaryota; Ciliophora; Oligohymenophorea; Peniculida; Parameciidae
Exons: 4
Source: RefSeq, a predicted model, not a curated record
AUGUAAAAGAGGCCUGAAGAUGCAAAAAAAGAGGAGCAGUUGUUCAUAUACUUGUAGAAAUCAUAUGCAGAUGCAUAAAAAGGAAUGCCCAAUUCAAUGAAUAAAAUCAUUGAAGAAGUUUGCCGAAAGAAUAAAGACAUACCAUAAAUAGGUUUGUGGGUUGAAUUAUUUAAUCGGCUGUUGCUUUAAUUGCAACGAAAUGGCAAUGAUGCCAAAAUGGUCAUCGAUAUAGUAUUGUAUAAAAUACCAUGGUUCACUUCUGACAAUCAUUUUUAAGUCUUACCUUAAUUCAAAAAGAUUUUGUUCACUAUUCUGUCUAUGUCUCCCUCGUAACUAAUUACUAUCUAUCGUUUCUUGGUUUAAAAAUUGAGUCUUCAAAUGCUAAUCGAUUCAGAAUAAACCAGAGAUGAUAUUCCAUGUGAAGUCAUGGGUUAGUCCUAUCCAACUAAAGCCGCAUUGUAAUAACAGAUAUUAGUAAUGGCCGAAGCCUAUUAAUUGACUGCUGAAAAUCAGAUUGUUAAACUGUCAGAAUCUCACAAAUAAUUUAUUAAAGAAAUAUUGAUUCAUCAUCCCAAAGCGGAUGAGAAGUUGAAAGGUAUGUCAGAUAUUGGAUAUGGAUACUUCCCAUCCAAAAAUAAAUCGAAAUGUUUCUAUAUAAUUAAAAAGGAUAAUUCAUAUGAGGAUAUUUCAUACUGA